Molecule: messenger RNA, 1764 nt
Organism: Rodentolepis nana
Lineage: Eukaryota; Metazoa; Platyhelminthes; Cestoda; Cyclophyllidea; Hymenolepididae
Source: the annotation of a GenBank genome assembly
GCCUGUUUGUCUUAUAAUUUCUUUACAAUAUUACUUAUCAUGGCGCGUGUUAUCGCAGAAAUUCUAAUAUUUCUCUUAUUUACUCAUGACAUCAAUGCUCUGGCACUAGAGGCUGAUGGGAGUUGUCCAUCGUUAGCUAAUAUAAGUUGUAAGGAUGGAAUCUUACUACCUUUAUGGCAGCCAAAGGAUAAUAUCACCACUCUUCAAAGGGCGAUCCGCGCUAUUGUAUAUUUUCUUUCCUUGAUGUAUUUAUUUCUUGGAGUCUCAAUUAUCGCGGAUCGUUUUAUGGCUGCCAUCGAAGUUAUUACAAGCCAAGAAAAAGAGGUUCGACUGAAGACGAAGUCGGGGGAAAUUCAAGUCAUAACUGUACGUAUUUGGAAUGAAACUGUUUCAAAUUUAACUCUCAUGGCUCUUGGCUCUUCAGCUCCGGAAAUCCUACUUUCCAUCAUUGAAAUUUGCGGAACGAAUUUUGAAGCCGGUGAAUUAGGUCCUGGAACAAUUGUUGGCUCUGCAGCAUUCAACCUAUUUGUUAUUAUAGGCCUUUGCAUUGUUGUCAUCCCCGUAGGGGAAGUUCGCCGUGUAAAACAUUUUGGGGUCUUCGUUGUAACGGCCGUGUGGAGUAUCUUCGCAUAUCUCUGGCUUUACUUCAUUAUUUCCGUCACCUCAAAAGGUGUUGUAGAGUUUUGGGAGGCUCUUCUUACUUUCCUCUUUUUUCCGGUUACUGUUCUUACAGCUUAUAUUGCUGAUAUUAAACUAUUUCAGAAGAAAUUUUUGUCAAAGAAAUACAAAGCCAGUAGGAAGGCUAGGUAUAUUGUGAAAAAUGAUGGUGAUUUAGAAGCUAAUGGAAAGUUUGCGAACUCUGAGGGUGGUUCAAUAACCAGCGAAGAGUCCCUCGAAGAAGACUUUGAGAAAACGCGGAUGGAAUACAUUGAAACAAUCAAGCAUAUCCGUAAAAGGAACCCUAACAUUGAUCCUAGAGAAUUGGAGGAACUUGCUCAGAUUGAGGUUCUCAAUAAAGGUCCGAAAUCUCGGGCCUUCUAUAGAAUCCAAACUACAAGAAAGCUAACAGGAAGCGGAAAUGUUGUGAAUAAGGCCCAAAUUGAAAAGAAACUCGCUAUAAAGCAAGAAGAAGUGAAGGAUGUCUACGGUCCCGAGGUGCAGCAAAUUUAUUUCAAUCCUGGUCACUAUACCGUAAUGGAGAAUGUUGGCAGCUUCAUGGUCACUGUGUCACGAAAAGGUGGUGAUCUUCGAAAUGAAGUAGCUGUUGAUUACGCCACUGAGGAUGGAACAGCUAUCGCACAUGAGGACUACGAGCCAACUAACGGAACUCUUGUUUUUCGUUCGCAUGAACAACAUAAACAAAUAAUUUUAACUGUUAAAGACGAUGAUAUUUUUGAAGAAGAUGAGCACUUCAAUGUUCGGUUGAGCAAUCUCCGGGUCAUUCGAAGUAAUGAAGAGAAUCCAAUUUGUAAGAUUGUUGAUCCGUCAGUUGCGACUAUCAUGGUUCUCGAUGAUGACCACUGUGGCAUUUUCCACUUUAAUGAGGAGUCGGUUGAAAUUAGUGAAUCUUGCGACAACGCCGUCUUUACUGUGGUCCGCAGUUCAGGCGCCCGUGGCUGCGUUAGAGUCCCUUUCAAAACUCUUGACGGAACUGCCCGUGGAAACGGCAAAGACUACUUAAACGUCUCUGGUACUAUCGAAUUUCAGGAUGGUCAAACUGAGUAUGUCUAUUUUAAAUUUAACUCGGGCUUUCCUCUGUCCUAG